GUAGUUGGCAUCCUUUGAGUUGGUGCCAGCUUUGCUCAUUGCAUCAUAUGUAUGUCAAUUUCGUAGUGGAACGAUUCUCUAGCAUGGGCAGACACCAGACACUAAAUUGCGUGCGAGGCUUUAAAAGGCCCAUCUUCGUACGCUACGCGUGUUUAGUUGUAGUUUGGCAGUUGCUGCGGAAGCGCUUUAGGAUUAAAGUGGUCCAGGCACCCAAUAUCCAAAACUCAAAUAAUCAAUCAAUCGGUCUGUCUGUCUGUCUGUCGCCUUCUCUCUGUUCCUAAAUGGCUCUGCGUUGGAGUAAAGCGAGCGCGUUUCUCCUGACCCUCAGCGUGAUCCUGUUGCUGACGCAAACGCAAUCGAAGCUGCUGACUCGCUGCCAGCUGGCCAAGGAGCUGCUGCGUCACGAUUUUCCACGCAGCUACCUAUCCAAUUGGGUCUGUCUGGUGGAAGCGGAGAGCGGACGCAGCACCUCAAAGUCCAUGCAGCUGCCCAAUCAGAGCGUCAGCUACGGACUCUUUCAGAUCAACAGCAAGAACUGGUGUCGCAAGGGUCGUCGCGGUGGCAUCUGCAAUAUCAAAUGCGAAGAAUUUCUGAAUGAUGAGAUUUCGGAUGAUUCGCGCUGUGCCAUGCAGAUCUUCAAUCGUCACGGCUUUCAGGCCUGGCCCGGCUGGAUGAGCAAAUGUCGCGGGCGUACGCUGCCCGAUGUCUCUCGCUGCUAGGCCGCAAAGGGGGGCUGCUUAGCUCCAAGCGCCCCAUCCGCAAGGUGGUGUCUCUUAGCUGUGACCCCUGCAGGGGUCCAGAGUUCAGCUUUCUUAGUCCUAAAUAUAUAUGCUAGCUGUUAGCCGUAAGCGUCGCUCGUUUCAUUCGAUUUUCAUUGCAUUUUCAAUUAUA
Messenger RNA from Drosophila navojoa, 891 nucleotides. RefSeq names its product lysozyme. Gene Ontology annotation, molecular function: lysozyme activity. NCBI's taxonomy places the organism in Eukaryota, Metazoa, Arthropoda, Insecta, Diptera, Drosophilidae. The record is from RefSeq and is a predicted model, not a curated record.